Messenger RNA from Lathyrus oleraceus (garden pea), 540 nucleotides. RefSeq lists its product as uncharacterized. The record is from RefSeq and is a predicted model, not a curated record. Gene Ontology annotation, molecular function: protein dimerization activity. NCBI's taxonomy places the organism in Eukaryota, Viridiplantae, Streptophyta, Magnoliopsida, Fabales, Fabaceae. The transcript has a single exon. Bases 1 to 540 code for a protein of 179 amino acids.
AUGCCUUUAUGGAAAAUCAUUGAUGAAAGAUGGGACAAACAACUUCUCAACCCUUUGCAUGCGGCCGGCUAUUUCCUGAACCCUCAAUUUCACUAUUGUAUUGGAUUUAGAGAUGAUAAUAUAAUUAGGCGUGGUCUACAUCAUUGUAUAACAAGGAUGGCGGGCAGUCCGGAAGAAAGAGCUAAGAUUGAAAUUCAACUUGAUGAUUUCGAUAAGCGGGCAGAUCUUUUGGGUGAUCCUGUUGCUAUAAUGACAGCAGGUUACGAGAUCCCGUCAGUAUGGUGGGCUGAUUUUGGAGGCGGACUGCCGGAACUCCAAAGUAUUGCGCUUCGUGUAUUGAGUUUGACAUGCAGUUCUUAUGGAGCUGAGAGUAAUCAGAGUGCAUUCAAGAGAAGAAAUCUUUGGAGACAGGAGAGUGGUAAUGAUGAUGGAGAAGAAGAAGGUUUAGAUGCGGAUGACUUGGAAUAUGAUAUGAUUUCUGAUUUGCAUGGCGAAUAUGCUAACAGAGAUGAAGAUCAAAUAGAAGCUUAUUGGUGUUAA